Desarmillaria tabescens is the source of this 1741-nucleotide messenger RNA. RefSeq lists its product as uncharacterized. NCBI's taxonomy places the organism in Eukaryota, Fungi, Basidiomycota, Agaricomycetes, Agaricales, Physalacriaceae. The record is from RefSeq and is a predicted model, not a curated record. The transcript has 5 exons. Bases 71 to 1468 code for a protein of 465 amino acids.
GGAUUGGUUUCGAAUCUCGAUCAAGGGUUUCUCCGAUUCCUACACCUAUAUAUUCCUCUGAAAACAGCACAUGCUAGUCGAAUCGGACUUUGAUCCCACAACCAUGAAUGAUCCUUUUGCCCAUGUCAUCUACACCAAGGAGUUUAUCCACAAAUGCCGUGGCUAUCCAUUUUGGCAUCCAGAGCCAGAUUCUUUCGCACCGGACGAGUUCCAGAUACGGGGCAUAUUGCCUGGAGAUGUCGGGAUCAUUAACAAAGACGGAGGCUUCGACUUUCUCUUCAGCAUCUUCGGGAACGCUGAUGGCCUAGUCGUCGGAAAUGCACCUCCUGGCCUUCAACCUCUCCCUACACCGGACCAACCAGAGGUACAAGCUUAUCCGGAGCUCUGGAAUGUUCUUAAAAGUCAGCACGUAUCCUGCAGAUACGUUUCAGAUGUUCCUGCUGAGAGUUUUCCUGGCAUUGUGGAUACUGGGGUGGCCUUUGAUGUUAGUACCUCAGAGGAUCUCACAGCAAUCUUGCACCUUCCAAAUUAUUCGACAAGGUAUGAGACUAUGAAUGAAGCCUUCUUCCAAAACUACGCUCGACAAUAUGGAGUAUCAUGGUACAACCAUGCCAACGGAACCUUGGGUCGGAAUGUGCGAAACGGUUUUUUGUAUCUUGUAACCGGGUGCGACAAAACAGCUACUUGGGGAAACGCAGUCAUCAGAAAGACAGAUUGGUCUUUCACGUUUUAUCUCAAGUGUACUUUGGAAAAUGUGGAUGGGGAAACAGUUAAAGUUGCAAAUGAGUGGAUCGAUGAUGCUGGAGUGGAGGAUGGCUUAUUCCCGAAUCCUUACGCCACUUACCCUUAUCCAAUAGGUCUUCAGAACCAGUGCAUAUUCGCACAGGGUUUUACCAUAUCGCUUUCAGCAAAAUUGUUCUGCAAAACGUGGUUGGCAGUUCCUCAUUUCAUCAAAGGCUCCCCCGAAGAUAGGCUUCCCUCUUUCGAUAGUAACAAGGUACCUCACCCGCCGAGCGACGGAAAGACUAGAUUUUCGACUUAUCUUUCCUCGUUCAUUGGUUCCAAGACGGUACCAAACAACUCGGACUCGGACCAGAGAAGGAUGAUGGCAGAGAACGCUGACUCCCAUGGAUCGUUUAUCGCAGAAGUACCUGAAUUUCCACCUCUGGGAAACCAGGUCUUGAAUCCUUCGACGGUGAUGAAUGAAUACUUGUUGAGCAAGGACCCUUCCCUCGAGAUAGCAGUCACGCAUGACAAAGAGUGGAUGGACGUCAUGAAAAAGUACGAGAAGGAUACGUACUUAACGGAAGAGGAGCUCUGGUGCAAAUUAAAAGAUUCAUUGGAUGCCAAGCUGUCCAGCAACGUUUAUCAAAUUCCCUUACACCUGUACAAUGGAUCUCGACUUUGGGCCAUUGACGCAUAUUCAACUUCGGCGACCUUCCGCUCUUACCUGCAUACCUUCUCAUAGGAUUGCCCUCACACAGGCUCUUACCGGCACGCAUGAUCUCGCUAUCGAAAGAGGUAAAUGGGUUGGCCUCACUCACCAGUGGAGACACUGCAGAAUGUGACAUGAUGACAUUGAGGAUGUCAUUCACGUCCUAUUCAUAUGCCCCCAUGACGCAUGUGGGGAGCGCCGAACGUCCUUUCUCAAUAUCAUCCGGAUCACCUAUCCUGCUCUGAUGGGAUCGUGCCCUCCCAAAAUUCUUCUUCAUCGACUGGUUGAAAAUAAAGAGCUCGUGGA